UCAAUUACCCAUUACAGCCUCCGUCUCCUAAGCUAUGGCUAUUCCAGGAGGAAGAACCACAACCCUCCUCCCUCUCUCCAUCCCAAACGCCACCAAAACCUUCCCCCUUUGCUCAUCAUCACAUCCAUCUAUCACUCCAUCAGCGUCCCAUGCACCACCACCCGACGGCGACGAUGAAACGGUAAUCUCCACGGCGGUCUCCGUCCUAAGGGAGCAGCGCUCCAAGAGCCGAUGGAGCUUCCUCAAAUCCGUGUAUCACCCCGCCGGAAUCUCCGCCACCCAGGCCGCCGAGAUCCUCCGCCGCGUCCGCAAUCGCCCCCACCUCGCCCUCCGAUUCUUCCUUUGGACCCAGCGCCACUCUCUCUGUCGCCACGACCUCUACUCCCUGACAGCCAUCGCCCACGUCCUCGCCCGCGGCCGCCUCCGCUCCGCCGCUCUUUCCCUCCUUCAGGCCACCAUACGCUCCCACGACCCGUCCUCCUCCUCCGCUGCCGCAGGCGGCGUCGACACCUGCCGGCCGCCGGAGAUCUUCGAAGCGCUAGCGAAAACUUAUCGGGCCUUCGACUCUGCCCCCUUCGUGUUCGACCUUUUGAUCCGAGCCUACCUCCAGGCCAGGAGGCUCGAUCGGGCGGUCCAGAUCGUCCGGAUUCUCCUAUCCCGCGGGAUCCAGCCGGAGAUCGGCACCUCCAACUCGCUGAUCCGAUCGGUAUCUCGGGCGCGUGGAUGGGACGUCGGAUUCGAGAUCUACGAAGAAAUCUUCAAACCCAAGGAUGGAAAUGGAGAUGCUGUUCGGGUCAGAGUUUCUCCCAAAGUUCAGACUUUUAACACCCUUCUUCUCUCGCUCUACCGAGAUGGGAAGUUGGAGAGAUCGGAGGAGAUCCGAAAGGAGAUGGAUAUAUUCAAAUGUAAGCCAAAUGUUUUCACUUAUAGCAUUCUAAUGGCGGGGUUCUGCGACGAGGGAAGGAUCAAAGAAGCGAGGAAAUUAUGGGAAGAAAUGGUGGCAAAAGGAAUUGAACCUGACAUCAUUGCCUUCAACACCUUGAUCAGUGGUUACUGUGAGGUGGGAGAGACGGAGAGAGCUGAAGAGCUCUUCCGAGAAAUGAUUCUGAGCGAGAUCGAACCCACCGGGAACACCUAUGAGCAUCUGAUCAAGGGUCACUGCUACGCCGGCGAAGUUGAUUCCACUCUCCUUUUGUACAAAGAUAUGAAGAGGAGGGGCUUUGGAAUAGGGGUCACGGCUGUAGAUGAGUUGCUCGGCGUAAUGUGUGAGAAGGGGAGGGUGCUGGAGGGCCUGGGGAUUUUGAGGGAUGAGAUGAGGAGGGAGGAGUUUUGUCCGAGCCGGAAGAGCUACGAAUCGUUGAUCAGAGGAUUCUGUGAAGAAGGGGAGAUGGAGGAGGCACUGAAGCUUCAGGCUGAGAUGGCCGGGAAAGGAUUCGAGGUUGAUUUGAAGGUUUAUAGUGCUUUCAUUCAGGGGUAUGGGAAGCAAGGGGAUGUUGAAAAGGUGAGGAGAUUGAAGGAUGAGAUGCUUGAGAUGGGUCUACAUGUGGAAGGAGAUUAGGCUAACUGCAAACCAUUUGUUAGGAUUAUUUGUGAUGGCAUGGCAUUCAGUUUUGAGUCCGUCCUACAAUGUGGAUGUCCAGGACUCAAAUUCUGCAAGCCCAUUCCGCCAUUGUUGCAGCAUCUCGAUGCUUGGGACAUCUCUUAUCCUAAGUAUCAGGAUAGGGCAAUAUAGUGAUGCAUCCGGUUCCAUGAAAAAUUGAGACCGUCCCAUCUAAUGGGAUUGAAAAUCUUUGUAGAUAUCAUAGAAUUUCACAAGUUUUCAGUGUCACUUUUCUUUGACUGUUAAGGAGGAAUUGCACAGAUAUUCAAGAGCAAAGCCUGCUGUCAGAGGAGAGGUGGAAAACAUUUUAGGCAAUAGAGAUGAAGCAGCAGUAUUAGAGUAGAUGAGAAAGUGUACGAGGGAGACAGGAUUUGCCACUGAAUGUGGAUUAUGGGCAAGCUUUUCAGAUGACUGGUACACCAGCAAAAGCAACCAUUGUUCAGAGAAACAGUAUAACCUAAAGAAGAUGGCAGAUGUUGGAGUACCAAGUGAGAGCAGGUUGUGAACUGAUUUGCAGAGAAUCAGCAUGUAUGCAAGAUGAAAUCAAUGAUCAUCCUUAUAAUGGAUCUAGUAAACAAGUUAUUGUUAAUCAAAGUUGUGAUUAGGGCUGAGAUUUACGUUGUAGAGUGACAAUGGAACUUGUGGGGUUGCCUUAGUUCUUGAUCCGUGGAAUCUCAAGAGAAUUAUUUCUUCAGAGCUCCGUUGGCUAUUAUUGUUUAUGGAAGCCGGAAGAUCAAUAUCAGGUUGCAAAGUGUUGGAUGUAAUAAUGAAAUGUUAUAGUGAUCAUGUUUGUGGUGACCUCUGAUCCCUGGAAUCUUUGGUGCAUGCUGCUUGACUUUCUAAUUCUAUGCGGGACUUUCAAACAUGCUGCUUAACGUCCACACUUCCUUUUUUUUUUUUUUUUUAAGUCUUAGAUGUAUGGAUGCAAAAAAGCCUUCUAGUCAGUUACUUAUGGGGCUUAGGUUGAAUUGACUGCUGGCAUCUUAGGCUGCUCUAAUGAUUGUGCAUGGAUACCUUUUCUUUUCCCUUUUUGAGUAAUAUUGCACACAAUGCAGUCAGCCUAACCCGUCUUCUUGUUCUUCUUCUUCUUUGUUUUUUUUUUUUGCAGUGAGGUUGUGGGGGAACUUACUGCAGGCGGAUGAAAGGAGUACCCCCAGCAUCCGCAUCGAAGAAAAAAGUCAAUAUUGAUAGAAUCCUCCCGUCUAGAAUUUUUCAACUCCUUCAAUGCUUGCAAAAUUGAACGUUGUCAUCGGAUCCAAAAUAUCAAGACAAAUACAAAGAGAUCGGAUCAAUACCCGUUA
Elaeis guineensis (African oil palm) is the source of this 2901-nucleotide messenger RNA. RefSeq lists its product as uncharacterized. NCBI's taxonomy places the organism in Eukaryota, Viridiplantae, Streptophyta, Magnoliopsida, Arecales, Arecaceae. Gene Ontology annotation, molecular function: protein binding. The record is from RefSeq and is a predicted model, not a curated record.